Messenger RNA from Saccharomycopsis crataegensis, 666 nucleotides. RefSeq names its product orotate phosphoribosyltransferase URA5 (gene URA5). Gene Ontology annotation, cellular component: cytoplasm. Gene Ontology annotation, biological process: 'de novo' pyrimidine nucleobase biosynthetic process; pyrimidine ribonucleoside biosynthetic process; pyrimidine nucleotide biosynthetic process. Lineage: Eukaryota; Fungi; Ascomycota; Saccharomycetes; Ascoideales; Saccharomycopsidaceae. The transcript has a single exon. Gene Ontology annotation, molecular function: orotate phosphoribosyltransferase activity. The record is from RefSeq and is a predicted model, not a curated record. Bases 1 to 666 code for a protein of 221 amino acids.
AUGGAAUCAUUCAAAACCCAACUCCUUGACAUUGCUUUGGAAAUUAACGCUUUGAAAUUCGGUGAAUUCACCUUGAAGUCCGGCAGAAAAUCCCCAUACUUUUUCAACUUGGGUCUCUUUGCCAAUGCUAAGGACUUGAAGACCUUGGCUGAAUCAUAUGCCAACACCAUCAUCAAGUCCAAGCUUCAAUUUGACGUGUUGUUUGGUCCAGCUUACAAAGGUAUUCCUUUGGCCGCUUUGGUUGCGGUCAAGUUGUACGAGUUGGGAGGUGAAGACUACGCCAACCUUAGUUUCUCCUACAACAGAAAGGAAAAGAAAGACCAUGGUGAAGGGGGAAUGAUCGUCGGUCCAAGUUUGACUGGUAAGAAAGUCCUUAUUAUUGACGAUGUUAUGACUGCUGGUACUGCCAUUAAUGAAGCUUAUAGUAUUAUCAAGAAUGAACAAGCCGAGGUUGUGGGUAUUGUCACCUCUUUGGACAGACAAGAGGUCGCUCCAGGUUCUGAACUCAGCACCACUGCCACCGUUUCCAAAAGAUUCAACGUUCCAGUGUUUUCCAUCAUCACCUUGGCCGAUAUUGUAGCUUACUUGAAGCCAACUUUGACUGCUGAACAAUUACAGAACAUUGAAAACUACCGUGCUCAGUACGGUGCUAAAGAUUUGGAAUAA